AUGAGUUCAAAGAUAGUUUUACCGGUUAUUAAUGAUAGAGUAUUGAUAUUUGAUAUCGAAGAUAUAAGAAAGCUAAGAAAUUUGGGAAUACUAGGUAUACUUAGUGGAACAUUACCCAAGGCUCCUCAGCAGAAUAUUUUUCUUGGUGUUCCUUUACAAUUGAGUUUCAAUGAAACCUUGUGGCUAAUUGAACAUGAAUACGGGAUCCUAGUGGAUGGUAAAGAAGUAUACAAGGAACAAACUGUAUCAUCUGAGGUAGAUGUAGAAAAAAAUGCUAUUAAUGAGUUUAUAAGAAUUCCAAAUACCAUUAAACCUGGCGGAGAAUUAUCGCCUAUGUGCUUACAACACUUUAUCUCGCUGCAAUAUUCUACGCAAGAUGAGCUAGAAAGAUUAAUACAAGAGUACCAUACUUUUAAAUCGAUUAAGAAUAAAGGAUUUUUUAUUUUACCUGGCCUUAGGUUUGGAGGAGAAUUAAUAGCUUACCCUGGUGAUCCAUUGAGAUAUCAUUCUCAUCUCAUUAUAAAUACUGCUUUGCAUAGUAUAAAUUUACUAGAUGUUAUUACUGGGGGUAGACUCGCCACUGGUGUAAAGAAGGUCUGGCUUCUAGUGGGCAGCCGUAACGAGCAAUCCACGGGAGCUGAUGAUUUAGUGAGAAAGUUUACUAAGGAUAAAGAGCCGAUGAGCUUUUCUAUCGAAUGGGCUGGCUUCGGCUAA
Molecule: messenger RNA, 714 nt
Organism: Debaryomyces fabryi
Lineage: Eukaryota; Fungi; Ascomycota; Pichiomycetes; Serinales; Debaryomycetaceae
Product: tRNA splicing endonuclease subunit
Exons: 1
Coding region: 1-714 (237 amino acids)
Biological process (GO): tRNA-type intron splice site recognition and cleavage; tRNA splicing, via endonucleolytic cleavage and ligation
Cellular component (GO): tRNA-intron endonuclease complex
Molecular function (GO): tRNA-intron lyase activity; nucleic acid binding
Source: RefSeq, a predicted model, not a curated record